Onychostoma macrolepis is the source of this 3067-nucleotide messenger RNA. RefSeq names its product CD209 antigen-like protein C. The record is from RefSeq and is a predicted model, not a curated record. The transcript has 5 exons. NCBI's taxonomy places the organism in Eukaryota, Metazoa, Chordata, Actinopteri, Cypriniformes, Cyprinidae. The coding region runs from base 880 to 1641 and encodes 253 amino acids.
AAAAAGAGUCACGAACGAAGUUUGGAACCAUAAAACAAUUACGCUACAAAUUUUAUAUUAAAUAAAUAUAUCUAUAUCAUGCUCGGCUAUUUAAGAUUCACAGUCAACACAAGUUACUCCUGUUCUUCUCGCACAAUUUCCACACACGGGUUUGUGGCAUUUGCAACAGGUGUCGCGCGUUUUAUUUUGUUUGCAGAUUCUCCGCACCUGGCACUGUCUCCGUUUUGGUGUCAGUUGCGGGGGUUGAUUGUGCUUUUGGUUGGGACCUUGUGUCAACUGCGAUGCUGCCAUUUUUUAAAAGGCAAUAAUAAUUUGUAGUCCAAGAAUUUGUAUUUAUAAUCAAAUGAGCAUAUGCUAAUAGUACUGGAGACGCUGACAGAGACAAUAAACCGCGGGAAAGAACAAUAGAAUCGCGCAAGAUUUAAAGCGGUCAAUAUGACCGUUAUGGCUUUAAUAGGUAGAAAUGCUCAUAUUUUUUUUGCCUUUUAUGUAAUUUAUAUAAAAUCUAUUGUAAGUAAAAAUAGAAACACUUUUAGGAAAAGUCACAAACCAGCAAGAUUGUAUUUUUUUAUUCAACAAAGUUAUUGUACAUAUACAUUUCAAAACGGUCAUUUUGACCGUCAUGGCAGUUCUAGUGUUAAGUUCACCAUCCAGUCACAGAAGAUUGUGAUGUUUGUGACUGUUAACGUCCUACAUGUUGCAAGUUCCUUUUUGCAUAAAUACAUGAACCAUUACCACAAACACAGAGACACAUCAGGAGCACAAUAAAGUAGGAGUAAUAUUACCGGUACUUAGUUAGAUAUGACUUAAAGCUUUGGUUAAUACUUCACAUUUACGCUUCAACGUUAAAAGGUUGUAGCCAUCCAAACUGCACUGAAGAUGUCUAAGCAUGUGAAUUAUGGUAUGGAUAAAGAUUCGAUUAUGGACUCAGAAGACAGAAUAGAGAAGAUGGUUGAUAUCUAUGUGAGUGCCGAGGCUGUAAGAGAUAUGAAACAUAAGAAAGACAAAGAGGACUUCGACAUCCAAACACCUCAACACACAGGAAGUGAUUCAGUGAAGGUCAGAAACUACAGAGCAGCUGUAGUGUGUUUGGUUCUGCUGUGUGUUCUUCUGCUGACUGCAGUCAUAGUGCUGUGUGUCACACUCACUCAAGAGAGACAACAGUUCAUAUCCAAGAAUGAAAACCUGACCAAUGAGAGAGACCAGCUGAGAAAUCAACUUCAUACUUAUGCUAGAUGGACUUGCUAUAAAUCCACUUAUUACUACAUGUCCAGUGAGAAGAUGAACUGGACUGAGAGCAGAAGAUACUGUACAGAGAGAGGAGCAGAUCUGAUCAUCAUAAACAACAGUGAGGAAGAAGAAUUUGUAAAAAGCAUUUAUGGUGAUGCUGCAGUCUAUAUUGGUCUGACUGACAGUGAUCAGGAGGGCAGCUGGAAAUGGGUUGAUGGCACACUGGCCUCUGGUUUCAGCUCGUGGGUGGUUGGAGAGCCAAAUGUAGACAACAGAGUAGACGAGGACUGUGCUGUGGCUGCGGCUAAAUCGGCUGAGUGGCCUAAUUUAGUAGGGUGGCUUGAUGUUGCAUGUAAUAGAACUUUUCAAUGGAUCUGUGAGAAGAGGACUUCGCAGUUCAUGCUUCCAUAGGAACAUCACACACCUUUUUGACACAAGUUCAACAGUACAAAACUUUUGUAAUAACUGAUUAUCAUCUAAAGCAGUGUUUCUCAACCUUGUUCCUGGAGGACGCCCACAACUGCUCAUUUUGAAUGUCUCCUUUUAUCAGACAUUCAUUUCAUAUCCAUAAUACAAAAUGUGCAAAAUGGGACUCCAGAAGUGCAUUCCAUUCAAUCAGAAAUGCCGUAUGAGUGAACGUCAAAGAGUAUUCGUCUACAUAAGUGAAAUUUCAGUCUUCAAUUAUUAUUUGUGCAUUAUUCACUUAUACUGUACAUCACCAGUUAUUGCAAAAAACUGCAGUACUUAAAACAUGUUUGAAUAAAACAAAGGUUGUUAAACAGGUGUUAAGGCAGCAGCAUUACUAUUAAUUCAUCCCAGGUUUUGGUUUGUAUUCAUUUUUCAUAAAUGAAGAGAAUAUGUGAGAAACUUAUAUUAGACGUGAUGGUUACAAUGCAAACAUCAUGAUUAUGGUUGAGAUAAAACACAUCUGAUCUUUAAAAACCAAAAUGUUUUUAUUUAUUUACAGAAGUGUAUUAUGGCAUUAAAGGGAACCUAUUAUGCAAAAUCCACUUUUACAUGGUGUUUGGACAUAAAUGUGUGUUGGCAGUGUGUGAACUAGGGCUGUCACGAUAUUAGACUUUUCAUAUCACGGUUAUUGUAAUCUAAAGUAUUUAAUCUAAAAUGAGCAACUCAAGCCUUGUCUAUGAUGAUGUUGCAGGAUUUUCUGAAUGAAUGCAUUUUGUCAAGUAAAAUGAGCUUCAACUUGAUAAACAUUAAAGUUCACCUAAAAAUGGCAAUUCUGAAUAGACCGCUUUCAAUGUUUUGUUUUUUGUUUUUUUAAAAUGAAAAUUUGCUAGGUGAUAUUUUGACAGAAUUUUUGUUUUAUUUUUAUUAUGUUAUUCUGUGUUAUUGUGGUAUUCUGUAUAAAUAAAUUAAAUUAAAUAUAAUAUAAACAUCUCUGUUUUCAUUACACAUAUACUCAUUAUUAUUAUUAUUACUAUUAUUAUUUUGUUUACUCAUUAUUAUUUAAAAAAAUAAAUAAACAUAAAACAUGCACAAGUUAUCACAAGUUGCUCUCUUGCUGGGGAAAAGAAAAGAAAAAAAAAAAACAACAAAAACAACAACAACAAAAAAACAAUAUUGGUUGGUUGAAAAAAUUAAUGUUUAAAAUUAAAAAAAAUUAAAAAAUUAAGUUUUUCCGUGGGUGCUCAAGCCCGCAAUGUAAAUGAAUAACCUAAUGUAAAUUUAAUAGAUCUAGGCCUAUAUAAACUGUAGACUAUAUGAUCACACACUGAAUAUUUUGUUAUAUUACAUACUAUGAUAACAUACUACAAUACACUGAGGUGCAUAGCCUUUAAAACUGUAGUUUUACCAAGAAAAUCAUAUAUAAGCACAA